Molecule: messenger RNA, 1241 nt
Organism: Populus nigra (black poplar)
Lineage: Eukaryota; Viridiplantae; Streptophyta; Magnoliopsida; Malpighiales; Salicaceae
Exons: 5
Coding region: 174-1115 (313 amino acids)
Molecular function (GO): hydrolase activity
Source: RefSeq, a predicted model, not a curated record
UUUCCAAGUGCUACAAGUGGUGUUUUUCAAGGUAGGAGUCACCAUGGUAAUAGUAGCAGCUUUGUGCUAGUUAAGUCAACGCAUCCUGUUUGUUUGCCUAAUGUUCUUAAUAAUUCAAGGCCAUUAAUCAUUUGAACUAAUUGCUGUACUCUCUCACAUAUCUUCUGUGAAACAUGGAACAUAUCAGCCACACACAUGUGGAAGUAAAUGGGCUAAAACUACAUGUGGCAGAGAUUGGCACUGGUCCUAAGGUUGUGUUGUUCCUGCAUGGAUUCCCACAAAUAUGGUACACAUGGAGGUAUCAAAUGAUUGCUGUUGCGAAAGCUGGAUAUAGAGCAAUAGCGUAUGAUUUUAGGGGCUAUGGACUCUCGGAGCUUCCAGCUGAACCUGAGAAAGGGGGCUUCAUUGACCUUGUUGAGGAUACCAUUGCCCUUCUUGACACUCUUGGCAUCAGUAAGGCCUUUCUAGUCGGUACAGACCUGGGAUCAUUUCCAGCAUACAUGAUAGCUGUUCUUUACCCGGAGAGGGUUACCAGUUUAGUAUCACUAGGUGUUCCAUUCAGGCUACCAGGGCCCAGUGAUGACAUUGAUCUGAUGCCCGAAGGUUUCUACUGCAAAAGGUGGCAGGAGCAAGGCAGAGCUGAAGCAGAUUUCGGGCGCUUUGAUGUUAAGACAGUGAUAAAAAACAUCUACAUUCUCUUCUCUGGAACUAAACCACCAACAGCUAGAGAGGACCAGGAGAUCAUGGACAUGGUUGACCCGUCUACUCCUCUACCACCAUGGCUCUCUGAAGAAGAUCUUGCAGUCUAUGCAUCCUUGUACGAGAAGUCUGGAUUUCGCUAUCCAUUGCAGGUUCCAUACAGGACUUUAGGCAUAGAUUGCUGUGGAAUAACUAAUCCAAAAGUUGUAGCACCAACGUUGCUGAUUAUGGGGGAGAAGGACUAUGCUCUUAGUUUCCCGGGCAUUGCAGACUACAUAAAGAGUGACAUACUAAAGCAUAGAGUUCCAGAUUUGGAAACCGUCUUUGUAGAAGAAGGGAACCAUUUUGUUCAUGAGAAACUUCCAGAGCAGGUGAAUGAGUUAAUGAUCAACUUCCUCAAAAAACAUAGCAACUAAAGAGGCCUAUCUAUGAGCAUCCGAAGAGAUGCGAUGAUAUCCAUUCACAACAAUAAAUUGGCUUUCCAGUAGUGUGCUAAUUUCCGAGACUUGAUGUUGUGUUCAUAAAUAAGAAUUUUUUUGGUA